AUGUAUAUUAUUGACGCUGCCCAAAUAGUUGAGAUUGACCUAUGUACGCUUCCCUAUAUUUAUUUGAAUUGUGAAUCAAAGAGCAAUUUAAGAAUUUUGAUCAAAGGAUGUCGACUUUAG
Messenger RNA from Funneliformis geosporum, 120 nucleotides. Lineage: Eukaryota; Fungi; Glomeromycota; Glomeromycetes; Glomerales; Glomeraceae. The record is from the annotation of a GenBank genome assembly.